Messenger RNA from Lagopus muta (rock ptarmigan), 6610 nucleotides. RefSeq names its product interferon type B-like. Gene Ontology annotation, biological process: B cell differentiation; defense response; adaptive immune response. Gene Ontology annotation, molecular function: type I interferon receptor binding; cytokine activity. Lineage: Eukaryota; Metazoa; Chordata; Aves; Galliformes; Phasianidae. The transcript has 2 exons. The record is from RefSeq and is a predicted model, not a curated record. Gene Ontology annotation, cellular component: extracellular region. Bases 2636 to 3259 code for a protein of 207 amino acids.
AAGAUGCAAUACCAUUUAUAAUAGUUGAAACCAUAAAAGACCUGAAUCGUUCUUACAAAUCCUGUCUUCCAAACAUAACAAUUUAAAAGCAAUGAGAAGCUAGAAGGUCAGCUUCUGCUCAAAUUUACAACAGAGUUAGAGAUUUACCAGGAUCCUUGAUUUCAAACUAAACCUACUUAAUGGACACUUAGUAUCACCUACAAACAAUCACUUAAUGGUAAUUUUACAAGGCUGGAUAAAGCUUCUGCCUUUAACCUGCUGAAGCAUCUAGGAGGAAGGAAGUUUAGGGCCUGAGACACAAGAAGAGUUGUUAUUUUUAUUUUCCCUUAAACACAGACUGAGUCUAAGAGGUGGCUGCUGACCACCUCUUCCAAGUGCACAGAGUUGAUUACAGCUUCUCAACACCUCCUGCCAGCAGAAAAGCCCUAGAGGUUCUGCCUGUAAAGGUACAGAGGAGCAACAUUUCUCACUGAGUAUUCACCUCUGCUCAAAGGCAACAACCAAAAGCUCUUCCCUCCCAACCUGCAGCUCAGAGCUGACACCUUUCAGCAGGACUGAGUCUGGAAGAGCAACAGGCCAUGCAGGGUGCAAAGACUUGAGGUCAGGCCAGAACCAUAAUUGCAAUGUGGAUGCAGCCUAACAGUCUUGAAUCAUGUCCUGUUCUCUAAAAGAAAAAACAUCACCUAGAUAAAGAGUACAGAUGUAUAAGAAAACUGCAGCAAACAGAGCUGACUGAAAAAAAGUAUUUAAACUAGAUGUUACAGGAGACUUUGGAGUAGAGGUUUCCAAAGUGGAGUGCCCAAGACAAUCCCCUGCUGUGUAUGUGCUUUCAGUAUCUAAAGGGGGGCUGCAGAAAGAAGGGGACAGACUCUUUCGCAGUGUCUACUGUGACAGGACAAGGAAAACUAAAAGAGAGGAGAUUUAGACUGGAUAUAAAAAAAAAAUUAAGGGCAGUGAAGCACUGGAGCAGUGAAGCACUGUCCAAAGAUGUGGGGGAGGACCCACCCUAGAGACAGUCAAGGUCAGGGUGGAUCAGCUCUGAGUACCCGAUCCAGCUGUAGGUGUCCCUGCUCACUGCAGGGGAGUUGGAUCAGACCUUUACAAGUUACUUCCAACUCAACCGUUCUUCAGUUCAUAGACUGACGCUCGUAGACUCUAUGAUGAGACAUUCAUUGGCCAAAAUUAAAAUUAAUAACAUUUAAGGGGAUGGGUGCUCAGACUUUUUUUUACUGAUUUUCAACCAAAAGGGUCCAUGAUGAAAAAUGCUGAAAUACAGAGACCAUUCUUCUAGGUCUCAUACAGAAAGUUAGGACAGCGCUCAGCCUGGCAGGCCUGCACUCCAAAAUGACAAGGGCACACUAAAAACAAAGCAGCAUUUUGUUUUCAGUUUGGGUGAAGAGUUUCCCUUUCCUGAUCUGGGUGAGCUGUGGGGUAGCACACUGUGUAGUGGUUUUCCUUCUAAGUGGAUCACUUGUUCCUUGCCAUUUCUGAUGCACACUGAGCUAAUGUUUUAAUCACUCUUGCACCUAUUCCCACACGUUCUCCAACACUGGAAAAGCAUCUUUUUUCACAGGUAUCUCAGCAAAUUCUCUGACAACUCAAAUGCUUUCUCAGAUUCAACUUUACCUUCCACACUGCUACACUUGUGUGUCACUGCCCCAUUUCUUACACACAGUUCUCCACCACUGAACAUGAAAUAACUCUGCAAAGAUUUAUUAUUGCAAGGUAAUUUAUUAUUACCUUCUGUAACUUGAAACCAUCUCUUAUUUCAUCAUCCUCUCCAUUCCAAAUAAUUCCCAUCUUAUCAACUCCAGCAUCACUUAAAUCAUUAUAUAUAUAACAUAAUACAUAUAUUAUAUUAUUACUAUAUAAUCAAUAACACAAUGUUAUUGUACUAAACAUGCCCAUGAAGAAGUUGAGUUGAAUUUCUUAAAAAAAGCAUGACCCCACAAAAAGGGAAUUCCCAUUGGUUGGAUCAGCGCCACUCAUUGCUGGAAAUAUCCCACAUGUGGUGACGUCUGCACAUGGACCUCUGCCAACUUUCACUAUGCAAACAGACUGGCACCUUGAACAUCAGUAUUCCUGCUAAGGAAUAUGUUUGCUAUAUACCGAGUAGCAGGAAUUUCCCCGGUAAAUGCAAAACAUAACAGAAAAAGUAACAAGCAGGAUGAACACAGGAAUGAUUGACAACAAAACCUUCCCAACAAUCAGAGAUUAAAACAGAAAUAACUCAGACGGUGCAGUGGAAAAGACAUUAAUUUUGGUAGGCAGGGAAGCGUAGAAAUAAAACUUAGAAUUCUAAGUCCAUGAAAGCAACAAAAGAAAAACUCCAAAGCACACAAAGUGCAGUUGCCUCAAGAGCACCUGCCCCAGUGCUUUCACAUCCCGCACUUAAGCACAACAGCCUGGCUGCAAGCCAGCCCACAAGCAGGCACACUAACAGCAGAGUAGACUGCCUCUGCCUCCAGUACACCACGUGGUCUCACCUCACCAGACUCAAUAGAAGCCUGAAGGAAAAAAGCAAAUAGAAAGCAAAACUAAAAACGGAAACAAGGGAAUUCUCUCUAGAUAAUGAUGAAAAGAAACAUGCAACUUCUCAUAAAGCUGGCCUCACAGCAACACCCCAAACAUCAUCAUGAAGAUUCACCAGGCUGCUGCCCAGCCCAAGACAAGUCCCACCAAGGCUAUGCCUGCAAAUCCUCAGUCCCCAGGGAUGCGCAGUAUCCUACUGCUCCUGCUCCUUCUGCCAGCUCUCACCACUGCCUUCUCGUGCAACCAUCUUCGCCAGCAGGAUGCCAAUUUCUCUUGGAAGAGCCUCCAGCUCCUUCAGAAUGCGGCUCCACCUCCACCACAGCCUUGCCCACAACAAGAUGUGACUUAUCCAUUUCCAGAAACCCUUCUGGAAAGCAAGGACAAGAAGCAAGCCGCCAUCACCACCCUCCACAUCCUACAACACCUCUUCAACAUACUUAGCAGCCCACACACUCCAACACACUGGAUUGACCACGCACGCCACAGCCUCCUGAACCAGAUCCAGCAUUACAUCCAUCACCUUGAGCAAUGCUUCGUACACAAAGGCAUGCGCUCCCAGAAGCGAGGACCUCGCAACUCUCACCUCAUCAUCAACAAAUACUUCAGAUCCAUUCACAACUUCCUCCAGCUCAACAACUACAGUGCUUGCACCUGGGACCAUGUUCGCCUCCAUGCUCGUGCCUGCUUCCAACACGUGGACACCCUCAUACGACAGAUGAAAAGUUGAGAUCCUCUCACAGCCUUGUCCAAACACCUCAACACCCAGUGACUGUUCUCAGACAACCGCCAUGGCCACCCAGCGAGAGGAAUGAGACGCAGCAAGGGCUUGGGCAGCCCAGCACCAUCUGCUCAGCCUUCCUCCACCCAAAGAUCACAGCAACAGGGAGACAGGCAUGACUGAGCCCAAUCCACCGGCACCACGUCAAGGCCUGAGUUUGGCUAUGGCACAGCCCAUCCUGCCAAACGCCUGGCCCACACCACAGCCUGAACUUGUUUGGAACGGAAGAAGGAAGUCUUUGUGAUGUUGAACACCUGGGAGACAGUGGGGAUAGGAUCACCAUUUAUUUCUCAGGCAGUCCUGCAGACAACCUCCCCUGAUGGAGGGGGAAGGUCUCAGUGGACGUCAUUGGACUUGCACAUGCUGAUGACUUGCUAUUUAUAACAGCACUGUAUUUAUUUGCCUAUUUCUCCCUCAUUCUUUUUUUAUUAUUAUUUAUUUAUAUUUAUUAAUUGGUUCCUUUAUUUAUUCACCUUUUUUCUGGAAAUAAAGACCUGAUAUUUAAAAAAAAAAAGUGUCAUUCUGUACACAUGCAUAGACAAAGGCAGGCUUCCUGCCCAUAGGCAGAGCUUAGCUUCCCAACAGAUCUCGGCUACUGACCAUUAUCAUGGACCACAGGGCUGCAGGAGAGCAGCACAUCACCCUAUCCACAGACCCCAUGCACUUCUCAUAUGGCAACAAAACCCCAGUGGUGCACGCCCAACACAACAUACAUUCAUUUAGGUUAGAAAAAAACCUCUACAAGAUCAUAUACUACCCAACAACCACCAAGUCUACCAUUAAACCAUAGACAUCCAACAUUUUGUCUUACCUGGGCCACACUGAGUGAAGACAAAUUGCCUCAAGCCAGGUAUAACUUAAAUAAUAUACACCGUAUAUAAGCAACAAAACUUGCUUAAAAAUAAUUUUUACUAAAAUGAAAAAAAUGUGCAACAAAACUAGUGGGAUAUCUGACUUUCUUUUGCUGAAACUAAUGCACUAGUCCCAUUCAAUGGAAGUGACUCCAAUACUUACUGAGUUCUCAAAAUGCUUGUUAUAUUUUUAAUGAAAUUUUAUUCAUCUUAUAUUUAAUCCUUAAAAACAGUUCAAUACUGCACAUACUGCAAAAAGCAAUGACAUGAAUAUACUGUGACUAUGAAAUGAAGGAUAAUUCUAUCAGGUAAGACAGGUUUUAUAAAGCUUAAUGCAGAGACACGACGAAACUCUGGAGCAGAAUGUCUGAUUGCAACUCCAUACAUUUCAAUUUUAAAUUACCAGAUAAUGUAUUUAUGACAACUGAAAAUGCAGAUACAACUACACAGAAAAAAUGAAGGCUUUGUUUUUGUUUUGUUUCUUUUUCUUAAUACUUUGUUUCUGUUGCAAUCUUGCAACCUAUUCUCAAAUAUCAGGACAAAAAGAAAGGCAGCGUAUUCUUCACUACUCACUGGAUUAUCUUUAGUGAAAAUAUUGGAAUUUUGUCAUAAUCUGAGUGACACAGCACUGUGCCCUUUCCAUAUUCUGGAUGCACCUGAAGCAUUGAUAACAGCACACAAAAAUUAAACUCUUCCCAAGACUGAGCUCAGGGCUGGGCUGGGCCUCCUGGAGGGAAAGAGCCACUGCCAUGAUGGUGUGCGGCAGGGGGGUGGCUGCAGGGCAGACUGGGUUCCCAUUCUUCCCAACCUUUCCUGCAAAGAAGUUUUUCACACUAUUCAACCUAAAACAUCCACUGGAAUAUUCCGAGACCACAUCCUCCUGCUCUGUCACUUACUGCAUGGGAGAAGACACUGAUCACAACAUCACUAACGUCUCUAUUCAGAUACAAGUAGAAAGUGACAAGGCCGCGCCAGAAGCUUUAAUCCUACAGCCUAAAUAAGCCCAGUAGAUUCAAACAACCUUUUAAAGACAUUUUCGACAGACAAAUCAAAGCCAGGUAAACAUACAAACUUGAGCGUGUACCCAAAAUUACAUGCACUUCCUGAACUAAAGAGAAAAAAAUUGAUGUCAUAACUCAAGCUGAACACUCAACAACAAAGAGCACAGUAAGACAAUCACUACAUCAGUCUGAAAGUUCACAUUAUUUAGAAUAAAGACCUAGGAAGAUCACCGAGCAGAACUGCCAGGAAAACAGGGACCAGCAGGUGAUCCGAGACUGCCCGCACGGCUUCAACAGGGGCACAUCUAUAGUGCUAGUGCCUGACUAUCCCAGUGGCCUCCUGCGAUGGAGCGACUGCAUCGGUGCCCAAAGAGAAGGCAACCGAUGCCAUCCAUAAGGAAUUCCUGCAAGGUUUGCACCUCACCCACGUCGUAAAUUGCAGAGACGGGGGUUCAAAAGGUGCAGCUAUUCGGUGGAUGAGGAAUUGGUUGCAUGCUCGCGGCCCGAGGGCUGCGAUCAAGGCUCUACGCCCAGGUGGAGGCCGGACACAAGUGGUGUCCCCCAAGGUGCGUCUCGGGGCCACUGCUCUUCAACAUCCUUAACAGCAACACAGGUGAUGGGAUCCACUGCACCCUCAGCAAGUUUGCAGGCUUCACGCAUCAAGCUGAGCGCGGCGGCUGAUACGGCAGAAGGAAGGGAUGCCAUCCAAAGGGACUUUGACAAAUUCAAACCCACCUGGGCCCAUGUAAACCCAAGGACAUUCAACAAAGUCAAGUGCAAGGCGCUGUACUUGGGCGGGGACAACGCCUAGAUACGCAGACAGCAUGGGAGAACAACUCCUUGAGGGCAGCCCUGCCAAGAAGGAUGGAGGGGUCCUGGUAGACAAAAAACUUAACAUCAGCUAGCAGUUUGCACCUGCAGCCCCCAAGGCCGACCGCGUACUGGUCUGCAUCAAGAGGAGUGGCCAGCAGGGAGAGGGAGGCGACUGUCCCCCACCCCCGCUCUGCUCUGCCCUCGUGACACCCCAGCUGGAGUAAUGCCUCCAGGUCUGGGGCCCCAGCUCAGGAAAGCUGGCGAGAUUUUGGUGAGAGGCCAGCACAGGGCCACAGGGACAAUCAGAGGGCUGGAGCGCUUCUCCUGCAAAGACAAGCUGACGGAACUGUGCCUGUCCGGUCUGCAGAAGACAAAGCACCAGGGUGACCACGUUGCAGCCUGCCAGUACUUACAGGGACGUUAUAAACAGGAGGAAAAUCAACUUUUCACACGGGUAGAUAGCAAUAGGACACGGCUUUAAAAUAAAAGAGUUUAAGAUCAGAUGCCAGGGGGAGACGGACGUGAGGCACUGGCACACGAUGCCCAGAGGCAUUCUGGAUAUCCCCCAGUACCGGAGGUGUUCCAGGCCAGGCUGCAUGCAGCACUGGGAAGCUUGCUCUACGGCUGGAGUCUUG